AUGGCAGUGGCCCUAGUGGCAUUAAGGACUAGGACAGCUGCCCUGCUUAAUCCCCCUCAGGCUGCCGCUCUUACUGUCAGAUACGCAUCCACAAAGACAGGUAGCAGUUUCAAAAACCUUGGUGGAAAGUCACCAGGCAAAUGCUUUGGCAUAAAGAAAUUAGAAGGUCACUACCUUCACGGGGGCAACAUCCUUGCUAUUCAGUGCCACUUUCACUGGCACCCAGGUGCCCACGUGGAAAUGGAGAAGAACAAGUGCCUGUGUGCCCUAGAGGAGGGCAUAGUCCACUACACCAAGAAGCUUUACGUGCCCAACCCCAGCAAUUUGGAGGCUGUAGGUCUGGUUACCAAGCUACCCAGGGGCGCUGUGCUCUACAAGACAUUUGUCCAUGUGGUUCCUGAUAAACCUGAGGGCACCUUCAAACUGGGAUCUAUGCUCUAAGCUUCCAGCUGAAGCCAUUGGAUA
Erinaceus europaeus (western European hedgehog) is the source of this 465-nucleotide messenger RNA. RefSeq names its product large ribosomal subunit protein bL27m-like. Gene Ontology annotation, molecular function: structural constituent of ribosome. The transcript has a single exon. Gene Ontology annotation, biological process: translation. Bases 1 to 441 code for a protein of 146 amino acids. Lineage: Eukaryota; Metazoa; Chordata; Mammalia; Eulipotyphla; Erinaceidae. Gene Ontology annotation, cellular component: ribosome; mitochondrial large ribosomal subunit. The record is from RefSeq and is a predicted model, not a curated record.